This is a messenger RNA of Fusarium odoratissimum NRRL 54006, 360 nucleotides long. RefSeq lists its product as uncharacterized. The record is from RefSeq and is a predicted model, not a curated record. NCBI's taxonomy places the organism in Eukaryota, Fungi, Ascomycota, Sordariomycetes, Hypocreales, Nectriaceae. The coding region runs from base 1 to 360 and encodes 119 amino acids. The transcript has a single exon.
AUGGCCCGGGGUUUGUCAAGCGCCGCACAACCAGGCCCGGCCCGUCCGGCAUCCCUCCGCGAGCCAACCCCCAGCGAGCUUGGUACAUAUAAACCUUUGAUCCGCCUCGUGUUUCUGUGCAACAAUGCGCAACCCGUCAAAAACGUAGCAGCCCGUCUCCCAUCGACACUCGGUGAGCAAAUUCUCGCCUCUUUCUGUAGGUGGCCGCACACACUCUCGGUGCACCUGUCCCUCUCCUCUCACCGUCAUCCCUUUUCUUCCAUCGCAUCACAAUUUGUUGGCGUGCGCUCCGUUUCGUCCUGUUACAUUGUUUCGCCUACGACCCUCCUCCCCGCCGCUUUGCCGUGUCCCGUAUCGUGA